Eutrema salsugineum is the source of this 1950-nucleotide messenger RNA. RefSeq names its product meiosis-specific protein ASY2-like. Lineage: Eukaryota; Viridiplantae; Streptophyta; Magnoliopsida; Brassicales; Brassicaceae. The coding region runs from base 1 to 1950 and encodes 649 amino acids. The record is from RefSeq and is a predicted model, not a curated record. The transcript is spliced from 7 exons.
AUGAAAGGAAGUGGCUUUAGUCGAACUCAUUUGAUUCAAAGUAAGUCACAAACUGAGAUCGGUAACUGCAAUCGAUUCACAUUCCCGGACAUUUUGCACCCUGUCUUCAAUGAAGCGCGUGAAUUCCGGGAUCUUCGCGAAAAUCGAGGAACCACGAUUCCCACUGUUUAUAAGGGAAAUACUUCUCCUCACAUUCAUUACUCUCGUUCAAGCAUAUAUAAGAGUCGCGAAACGGGAGCUCGAACUGGGCCGAACGUCGAUGGUAUCGAUCACGAGAUCGAAGAGAUCGAGGAACUUGAAGAAGAAAAUCCUGAGGAAGACGCUACCGAAGCAGGAGUCACCGAGGAUAAUCUUGAAGCAGUGAACCAUGCUUCGCCGCCACUUCCGAGGCGAAAAGUUGUUCGUCCUCAUAACGUGCCCUCUUGUUCUCUCUCUCCGGGUGCCGUUCGAGCCGUACUCGAGGAGAACGGGCUUUCAGACAAGGUCAUCUUCAUAAUACCGGAAGCUGGAGAUCGACCAUGGGACGUUCCUGAAGGUUUCCUUUGCAUCUACCUGACGUAUUUCACUCAGUGCGGGCUCUCCCUUCCGAUUCCUUCUCUCACGCAGGAAUGGCUCUUCGCAGCGAAUGCCAAGCCGAGAAAGAACAUUGUUACUGGGGCUAAGCCCAGUAAAUUCAAUGACUGGGAAUCCCAGUAUUUCUACCUCGAGAUGAACGAUCUCACCGUCAGCAACUCUGACAUCCCAACUCAAUCGGAGUGGAAGAUUCCCAUCGGUCGUCAUCUCCCGAGCAUUAUUCUUAACUCCGGACUCACAUCUGAAUUCGAAGCAGCUUUCAGCGAAGCCGGUAAACGUUGUUGGCCUGAAGUGUGGGAAGAGAUUCUUCAGCGCCGAGCUAAGAAAGCAGCUUCUGUCCGAGAACCAAAACCGCGGAAGCCAAAAGCUCGAGCUAGCAAGCCCCGAACUGCUCCAAGACGCAAAGCACCAAAACCACAGGCUAAACGACCUCGAACUGCCAGGAUGCUUUCGCUGGACGAGAUCCCAACUCUGUUCGACGAAGAGGAGCCGAACGACGCGACUCCGAACCCUGUUCAUGCUACCGAAGAGGUUAGGGAACAACCUGAAGAACCGUUGCUCGCUGCGAACUCACCUGACCACGCUGGUCAGAAAAAACUGAAGAAGAAAAAGUCCUCGAAGAAGACUAAGAGGAUUGAAGACUCUUCUCGGGCGCAGGACGCUCCCGCUGAGCUCGAGCCACCGACCUCGCUCUUUCUCAAGAUCGAGCUGAGGCUUCUCAUUCUCGAAAGAGACAAGCUGGAGACAGCGCCGAGGGUCCCGAGUCUCCCGGCAGUGGCUGAGCUCCAUUUCCCCAACAUAUACAAGGAGAUCGCACAUACAACUGCCGUGCUCGCCAGUCAGACCAACAACUUAGUCGCGGCGUAUGAAGUCGCACUGUAUGACGAGCAGGUCAGGAUUGCCGAGCUUGAGGAGAGGGUUACCAAAGCGGAAGAGCGCCUUGCUACCGAGCUCCAAAUCAAUGACACUCUUCAUUCCUCGGUCGAUCUGCUGAAGCAAGAGAGCGCGGAGUUGAAAGCGGUGAGAAAGGAGCUGACCGAGGCUCAGAGCAUGCUUGUUCAGGAGUUCGAGAAAGACCGAGAGCGGCUGAGGGACUUGGUGUCCCACUGGAAGGGUCGAGCUAAGAGCGUUCACGCAAAGGCCUGCGAGCGCUUGGAGAAGGUCAUCCGAAGCUUGGAUGAUGCUGAUCGGGCUCGUCAGCCGUACCUGGUGGUCAACCAGCUCACCGGAGUUCUCGGCUUCAUCAAGCAGCUCAAGAAGAAAGGCUUGUACGAGGUCCCGCCUGAGAUAGUAGCUGACAUCGAGGCAAAGCACGCUAAAGCUCUAGACGAUUUCCGUUCGGUCGACGCUUGCGUCCUUACUGAAGAGGACAAGUGA